CAGGCAGUUUAGUUGUUUCUUUUUUUUACGCUCGUGCGUUUGAGUAGUAUGGGCUUUGACAUAGGACGUUUCUUAGAGCCCGUUGAAGAUGAACUAAAAUGUGGCAUAUGUUUUGGUGUUUUAGAUGAUCCACUAGUAACAACCUGUGGCCAUGUUUACUGCUCUCAAUGCCUGGUCCAGUGGAUUGCUGAAAAUGGGACAUGUCCUCUGACUUGCGAACAACUAGCUAUAGACGAUUUAAAGAAGAUAGGACCACUUACUCAUCUUGUCUCGAAAUUGAAUAUUCGUUGUGGAUAUUAUCAACGUGGCUGCCAGGCUAUUUUGAAGAUAGAAAAUCUUCAAGCGCAUCAGCAUAAAUGCCAAUACGUAAAGGACUUAACUUCCGGAGGUAAAAUUAUGGAACAUUGUGAUUCAUCUGAUCAAUCAAAUCAAGUCGCCGUUUGCGAGAAAGGUUGUGGGCUGCCUCUGUUGUAUGAUCAAGAACCUUCAGGGCACGAUUGUACUCAGGCAUUACAAACAAAUAUAUCUUCAUUACAAGUUAAAAUUACCAAACUAGAAAAUGAAAAGGAACAGAUAUCAGAACGACUCGCCGUAAGAGAGGAAAGCCUACAUGAACGGAUUCUAAAUCUGGAAAACGAACUCCAUAGCUACCAAAUUCAGGCAUUGAAUUUUGAAAGACAAUUAAAAGAGUACCGGUCACAGGUCGGGUACUACCAAAAGCAUUUGGAAAUUCGUGGUGAACAGCCAGUAGAAUCAAUGCAAGUGGAAGUCUUAUUAGAGCGUAUUGAUGGAUCUCUUGGGUUCAACAUUAUGGGUGGAAAUGAGGUCGGAAGCAAGUCAGUUGGGGGUAGUGGUAUUGUGGUUUCUAAGGUUGCUGAAGGAGGGCCUGCUGCAAAAGUUGGGGGCCUGAGAGUACACGAUCGAAUAAUGAAGGUUAAUGAUAUUGAUUUAUCUGAGGCAACUCAUGGACAAGCCGUGCAGGCAUUCAAGGAGGCUACCGAACCAAUUGUUAUUGCUAUUCAAAGAAAAGUUGACAAAAACAUUGAAUGUUUGAAUAAAGUAGUUUCAAGUGGGACUCAAACUGAGACUUUAGCACAUGACGUUGAUACAGAUAGUGGAAUCCAUGACCGGUACAGCCCAAGACAAGAUUUGCUUCAGCUUCAAAGGUCUAAAUCACUUGAUGACGGGACAAGCAGUUCAGAGUACUCCCACAGAAUAAUCGACUCGAGCCGUGAUGACCUCGAGCUAACAAACUUCAGGGGAGGUGCUUUUCCUUUUACAAAUGAUCUUAGUCCUAAGAGCACAAUCAGGUCUCAAGAUGAUUCGGUUCACCAGGUCUCUGAUAUGAAGGACAUCAACAAUGUGACAGAUGACAACCCCAAUUACAUGUAUAAUUCUUAUGCCAUGUCAGAUCAAGUUUUCUUCGAUGAAGAGUUGGAUUAUGAGUAUGAGGAAGUGACUUUAUGGCUUGGCGCAGGAGAUAUAGACUUGGGACUGACUUUUUGUUGUGGAGAAGAAGACGAAUCGGCUGUCUAUAUUUGUGUGAUCGAACAAGAUUCAGUUGCAUAUCUUGAUGGAAGGCUCAUGCUAUGGGAUCAAGUCUUAAAGAUUGAUGACCAACCUGUUACUCAUAUAAACGACAUAGAACCUUUAGUAUGUGAAUCUACGGAGACUAUAAAGUUUUUAGUUGCAAGACCUGCUCAAGAGGUCCAGGCGACGUUUAUUGGAGCAGAAGGUAGCGCAACGUGGGAAUGCGCAGACAAUUACGGGGGAUUUAGAAUUGCCGCAAUUAAGGAAGAGGAAGAAGAUGGAGCUGAAACAGUUAACAGCGAGAAAACAAGUGGAGAUAAAUGUGAAAAGGACAGUGGGUUUGGUAGAACCGAUGAAAGUACAAAGAACGAUGAGAGUUCGGAACAAGAUACUCUUGACAAAAUAAAACGAUCCAAGGACAAGAAUAAUCGUAAAACACGUGAUCAAAAUGUCGAUGUGAAUACACCACCUACGACUCCAAAGAAGGAGAGUAAGUCCUCGCGUAGUAAGUCGUCAGAAAACGGUUCUAGUAAAGAGAGCAGCUCUAGUAAAACUGUCGAAAAAGAAUCUAGUAAACGCUCACCAGAGCGAAGUGAUAAAAAGCGAUCAAAUGGAUCACCUACGCACAAAGAUAAAAGAUCGGAUCGUAAGAAAGAUAAGGAUAAGGAUAAAGGAUCUAACGAACGUGAACGUGAAAGGGACAGAGACCGUGAUAAGGACCGCGAUCGUGAAAAAGGACGUGAUCGCGAUCGUGAUAGGGGUAAACAUUCUGAUCAUCGUCGAUCGCGGCGCCUUGGUUGUGUGGACAGAAGUAUACGCGCGUCAUAUAUGCGCGCUUGCAAGGAUUCUAUUCAAACUAUUAAUUUGUUUGGAAUCGAUGAUUCCAACAUCAUUAAAGGGGAUCAAAGGCGACGRAAAUCAUCAAAAGAAGAAUCAAGUAAUGAAGCGCAACAAAAUGAAUGGAAAGUCAGAAUGACAAAGGAUGGUAAACAUAUUUUUGUUCGUAAACAAUCUAGUACGUCUGCUCGACAGGCAAGGAAUAAGUUACUUCGCGACAGAGCACAGAAAAUUACGGAGGAACGUAGAGGAUUGACAACUGAAGACGACACGCAUUCUGUUUAUCAGGGUCGCUAUUGUCCACGUGAUAUGAGAAGAAGACAGCUUGAAAAAGUAAGAGAAGCGCGGAUUCAUAGAAGCCAAAAACUGAAGGCUGCAUCUGAUAGUCCACACACUGGAAGUGGUUCAGAAAGCGGAGUUGGGAAAAGAGAUCUCAUUGUUGAACUUAGCAAGAGAAAAAUGCUCAAAAGCAAUGACCGAAGCUUUGAUGACUUUGUUACUGUACAGGAACUGUUAGUUCAAAGAAAUAUAGAUGGAUGCCAAAGUGGACCAAUUCAUGUUACRACCGUAUAAAAAUAUUAGGCCCAAUAUGCCGGACUAUAACCUUAACUAUCUAUAUAGAGUAAUAUCAAUAUAUCAGUAUUCGCUAUGCUUUGGCUUUGGUCGUGCAACAUCCAAGGAAAGAAAGAGUUUGACUUGAUUGAGACUGAAAUUUACGUUUCUGAGCAUUGACUCAAGCGACGUGAGGCAAUAAAGUCUCCCUGCAUUUCCUUAUAUCUUGAGUUUCUACACGCAGUGUUUUGMGCAAGAACAAAUUUACUUUUUCCGAUCUACUGUUCAUCUGCGCAAAUGCGCAGGUAGUGACCGGGUUUUGUUUAGAUACCUUUAAAUGCAUGGCUUUUUGUAAUGAAAUCAUUGGACUGCUAUUAAGCGCAGUGUUGUUUUCAAUACCAACAACAAAGUCUUGCUUUUGAUUUUCUGCAAGGUGUGGCACUAAAUCCUCCUCGGAUGGAUAGCGCAAAUCAAUUAUAAAUAAAUUCACAAACUGAAGGAAACGUAAAACUUAAUUACACUGUUUUUGUGUUAUUAUAAAGCUGUAAAGUUGUUUMAUCCUUUCAUACGGCUGGCUAUGAUUUGACGCGUUGCGCAAAAUUGUUAGGACAGUUGUGCUGGGAACAUAAUUUACUACUCAAAGAUCUUUAAAUUUCCAAUGCUCCUGAAAAKGCCUAGCCUGCGUGCAGCCCGUUUUUAACUCGGACUCAAGAUCGGGCUCAACGAAGGCUAGAAGUGGCCAAGUGGUCGGAAUUCCUAAAAUGUUACUUCAAAGAGAAAAUAUUUAUUGAUGUAYCAGUUUCCUAAAUACUUUUGCCACAUGUCAACUCAAACUAUUACAGCUUAGAAUUGGCAAAGUAGAGUGUAAAGCUGCUGCGCGGCUGCUACACAAUGAAAGUUUUAGCUGAAACUUUAGUGCAACGGCCUUUUUAGAUAUGUUUAGCGAAAAUGUUCACCUUUAAAAAUAACAGCUUUGUGAAACUUUCUUGGCGAGAAAGGUUCAUGGAAAAAAGAUAACUAUAGAGCUAGUGCACCUGAAGCUUGUCUCCGAAGGCGCAAGGCAAGUUCCAUGAGGAAAAAAUGACGCCGCAUGGUGCUACCCCUCGUGGAACUCGUCUUGUGCCACCGUUGCGCACAAGAUUCAGCUAACAUUUUGACCUGGAACUGCGCUUUAACCAUUGAUGAAAUUUGGAACUUCGGGUGACUAUCCGGCUUCAAACGAUGGGCGUUUCCCAGAAUUGAUGAAUGGUUACAAUGGAUUGAGGGCUUAUUUAACCCUCCAAUUGUUUGAAAAAACACUGCACUAAAAUGGCGGAAUGUUUAACAACUGAAUAGAUCAGAUGUGCUCUUUCAUCUAAUUUCUUAUUUUUAUCAAAACAAAGAGUGCGCAUCCUUUUUUUAAUUCAGGGUAAGGCGCUUCUCACAUCCUGAACCAAAAUCUGGAUGAAAAUAUUGUAUGUGCUGCAGUUUAGAUUUAGCACGCACAGUCAAGGAUGUAAAUAAUCCAAAAAAAAAAUUGUUUAUUUGGUUUCUAAAUUUCUUCGAGAGAGAAAAUUUAACUUCAACAAUUUUUUUKGGGUUCCGAAUUUCAAACUUGGUGUUCAAAACUAGUUUGUUACGCGCGCUUCUUCUUGUAUUUCAAUUCAGUUAUUCAAGAGAUAAAGUAAAUUUAUUUUUAUGUACAUUUAAAAUUAUUUAUUGCUAAAGUAGUAUAUUCUAUAUUUUGUAUCAUAUUGUAUAUYAUAUAAGUAUUCCAUUCGUUUUAUGUGUGCCCUUUUGUUUUUGUGAAGCUGAUACUUUAAGCUGAAUGAGACAGGAAGAGAAAGAUGCGRUUUCCCAUUAAAGACUUAAUAUCUUGGAGAUAAUUAUGUUAAAUAAUAUAACUGAAUAUAUGAAAAUAAAAAUUUGUAUUGGA
This is a messenger RNA of Actinia tenebrosa (Australian red waratah sea anemone), 4834 nucleotides long. Its product is annotated as E3 ubiquitin-protein ligase PDZRN3. The record is from RefSeq and is a predicted model, not a curated record. Gene Ontology annotation, biological process: protein ubiquitination. Gene Ontology annotation, molecular function: ubiquitin-protein transferase activity; protein binding. NCBI's taxonomy places the organism in Eukaryota, Metazoa, Cnidaria, Anthozoa, Actiniaria, Actiniidae.